AUGUUCAAAAAAGACAUCUCUCCCGGUGCAAAGUCGAAAGUCAAGUCCUCCGUCCAGCGCGCCAUCCGGACGAAAAUCACCGAGACGUAUCCUCUCCUCGUGCCGCAUAUCGACGAAAUCCUACCUAAAAAGGAGCAGCUCGAUCUCGUAAAACUACCCGACCGCGUCUCCCUCUACGCCCUCGGCAGCACCCCGCUCUUCUGGCAACACAUGGACGACCCGCUCCUCCCGCACCUAACCCUCGUGCACAAAUAUCCAACCUGCUUCCCGCUCCUGCGCAUCGACCGCGGCGCAAUCCGCUUCGUGCUCUCCGGCGCCUCGCUCAUGGCACCUGGCCUGACGUCCCCGGGCGGCCGGCUACCGAAGCAGAACGACAAGGACGGUGUAGGGCCUGAGGAGUAUCGAUAUGGGAACGAGGAGCUGGAUGAGGGCGAGGUGGUGGUGAUAGAGGCCGAGGGCAAGGAGAACGCGUGUUUGGUGGGCGUGCUGAGGAUGGGGACCAAGGAGAUGAAGGAGAAGAAGAAGGGGGUUGUGGUGGAGGGGGGCCAUUAUUUGGGGGAUGGGCUCUGGAAGAUGGGGUUGGAUUGA
Molecule: messenger RNA, 588 nt
Organism: Coniosporium apollinis CBS 100218
Lineage: Eukaryota; Fungi; Ascomycota; Dothideomycetes
Product: PUA domain-containing protein
Exons: 3
Coding region: 1-588 (195 amino acids)
Biological process (GO): formation of translation preinitiation complex
Molecular function (GO): RNA binding
Source: RefSeq, a predicted model, not a curated record